CAAACCCCAGAAAACCCCCAGCGAGGCCUAGGAAAUCCCGAAAAGCCCCCGUCUUACAACCUUCAUUGGAAGCUUGAUUGUUCCACCUACCUAUGUAGGAAUACCUCCGUUGCUCGCGAGGCUGGUAAGGCACAGUUGGAUGAUGUACCUUUAUGGAUUUCAGGCUUCAAUCUCUUCGGCUAAAUGGGUGCUAUAAAGCAAGCCAUUCCCUCCGCCGUCAUUAUGCUCCUAAGCUCUGUUAUUAUUCUUGGCCUGCUACACGGGAUUUGCGCAACAUCUAUUCCACCCCCAACAGGUCGAUAUCAGGUAGGAUCUUCGAAGCAUGUAUUCGAUCAUAUCACACAAGAUGAUCCGGUUGCUCCAAACAAGACCGGUACUUCACUUCUGAUUACACUCUUCUACCCGACGAAGAGCAUUCCCGACGGCCCUCAACCAUACAUCGACAACACCACUGCGAGUGUCUAUGAGAGUGCCUGGAACUACACUGCUGGAACCAUCGAAAAGCUCACCUCAUCCGUACAGCAAAAUGCUCCAUUUCUUCAAGGCCACAACGACGAGUCAUAUCCAACGUUGUUAUUCGGGCCUGGUGGAGGCGGUCCCCCAUCAAUCCUGUACACUGCUCUACUGUCAGAGCUGGCAUCUCAUGGCUACACAAUCGCCGCCAUAGACCACCCUUACGAGCAGCCAUAUCUACAGUACCCCGAUGGAACCAGUAUCUACGGCCUUCCAGUAGUCUACAGCUUCUCCCUGGAGCUCUUCAAUGCGAUAUACGAAAUGCGAAUCAAGGACUUUGCUGCGUUAAUAGACUACUUCCCAACUUUCACAAGCAAGCUCAAUGCGCCCUUUAACACCACCCACUACGCCGUGUUCGGGCACUCGCUCGGCGGCGCAUCUGCGAUAGGUGCGAUGCUACAACUGCCAUCCGUCAUAGCUGGCAUCAACAUGGACGGCCUCCUCACCGGCGAUCCAGCCAACACUACUGUUGGUGUACCAGACGAGAAGCGGAACGUGAUGAUGUUCGGCCAGCAGGACCACACGCCCGAGAACGAGGGCACGUGGGGCAUCUUCCCAAAAGCGCAGACGGGAUGGUGGAGAGAGAUUACGGUUGAUGCUGCUCUGCAUUUGGACUUCAGUGAUGCGGCGAUCUGGAAAGGUCUGAGGAAGAACGAUCAGCCAGAGGUGGGGACGAUUAAUGGACCGAGGAUGGUUCAAAUUGUGAGGGCUGUGGUGACUGCGUUCUUUGAUAACUUGAUGGGGGAGAAGGAGGCGAUUUUGGAUGGGCCGGAGAAGAAGUGGCCAGAGUUGAACUUUGUGGGGUAUGGCAAUGGGAAUUAUACGUAUAAUUGCUUGAAGGAGGGGUUAGGGCUAGGAACACUACUCGGCAGAAAGUACAUAUUCCCCCUCUUCCCCCGCCCCUCUUCUCCUCUUCGGCCCUCGGGCCGUCCACUCCUACCACCACAAGAUCUCAUCCUCUGUAUUUUGUAUCACCAUAUCUUUGUAUAUUUGGGGUAGGGCAUAGCUGGCCCUUGUAGACUAUGUCAUCUCGACCCUUCCCCGGCCAUGCGGAAUUAGAUCGUCAGAGGGUUAUGAGAUCUUGUCAAAAGAGAUGGAAAUCUAGGAGGUUUUGACCCGAGAAGGGUUUCCUCCGAUCAAUAUAUGAGAUUUCUCUACGUUUGUGAGAUUUUUGAUGUGAAGUGAUGUGUGUGAUGUGCGUGACUUGAAAUGUAUGAGGUGUCCUCUGCGAAGUAGGUCAUUAACAAGCAUUGCUUAAGAGCGGUCCCU
Molecule: messenger RNA, 1782 nt
Organism: Mytilinidion resinicola
Lineage: Eukaryota; Fungi; Ascomycota; Dothideomycetes; Mytilinidiales; Mytilinidiaceae
Exons: 3
Coding region: 184-1512 (442 amino acids)
Molecular function (GO): 1-alkyl-2-acetylglycerophosphocholine esterase activity
Source: RefSeq, a predicted model, not a curated record